Molecule: messenger RNA, 1146 nt
Organism: Aplysia californica (California sea hare)
Lineage: Eukaryota; Metazoa; Mollusca; Gastropoda; Aplysiida; Aplysiidae
Source: RefSeq, a predicted model, not a curated record
CUCAAUGGAUCACCAUCGCCAGGAUAGAAUAACAUACCCUAGAGAACCAUUUUACGUCUGACUGGACCUUUGUGGUGUCGUAUACCCGCAACCAUUGCAGCACGAGGCGCCAAGAUAUUCGUUACUGGACCUUUAUGGCGUCCGAACAAGGAUCCUGUAGUUCUUUUCACUCGUCGCUAUCAGAGUUGGGUCCAGUAUCGACCUAUUCAUCAGAUAGCGAAAACCGGAGUUCAGAUGAUGAAGGACGUGAACGGAGGGAUGGAAAUCAGACGACAAAAAUAGACGAAGAUGGCGAAGAGCAGGAGGAUGAGAAACAUGAAAAAGGGGGGCAAAAAGAAGUAGAAGAGGGAGAAAUAUCCAGGAUAUCCAUAUGGAGUGGUUCUCAACACCGAGACGGAAUCCUGGUGCUGAAUGAGAACGACAAUAUGGGUGGAACUGACAAAACAUCUCCUGAGGCACCAAGCAAUGAGAAGAAACCCUCAAAGGAACAAAUUCGGCAAUCGCAGGUGCCUGCUGCAUGUUUGAGGACCACUGUGUCAUCUCGUAAUAAAUUAAUCACCAGAUCUCCGACAAUCUCUAAAGUCGCCGGUGGCUCUCCCAAGAAAUACAACUGGCCUCUCCAUGAACAUAGAUUUGUCCAGAAGAAGGCGGCCCAGGCGACCGGUUGCCAUGACAACGUGCCGACGCCAGAACAUCGAGACGAGGCAACGCCCUCUGGAGAAGCUGCUGAGGACAAUAAAGACGCCAAGAUCUCACCGUCAGAAAAGGAGAAGCAGCCACAGGCUUCCAGAGAAGGUCGUCCCACCUUUCCACCUAAAAAGAAGACAAGUGGAGAGGGAAGGGCAUCGCACCGAUCUAAAUCCCCUACGAAAGAUGGAGUUCUCUCACCCAGGCAAUUCAAUAACAGACCCCAAAAUACUAAAGCAUUUAAUAAGAAAGCUAGUAGAGCCUCUAAUGACUAUGCCAAUGCAACUGAGCAUCAUGAAACUGUUGUAACGACGCAGCAUAAAGGCAAGCAGACAAGAACCGAAAGCAAAGAGCGCAAAAGUUAGUAUUCGUUGUUUGAUAUGGCUGUAGUUUGAACCUCGUAGAGACACAGAUGGGUUCUUUCAAAAUCGGACUAAUUGCGGUAGUAGUUAGAGCAAA